AUGGGAAAUGAUCCAUCAUCUGAACAGAAAAAACGUCUUACCCAACCAAUUAUGACUUCAUAUGAGUCAGUUGAGGCACUCCAAGAAGCGCUUCAAAAAGCUGGCUUGGAAUCAUCGAAUUUGGUUGUUGGAAUUGAUUUUACAGGAUCUAACCAGACCUCUGGUAAAAGAACAUAUGGAAGAAAUCUUCAUACGAUCGACCCAUCAAAUCCAAACCCGUAUAUGAGAGUCAUGGAUAUCAUGGGUCGUACACUAGAGAAAUUUGAUGACGACAGACUCAUUCCAGUCUUUGGAUUUGGAGACAAGACGACUGGAGGAAACGCUGUCUUUGAUUUGUCACAAGAGAAAAAGCCGUUCUUGGGAAUGGCGGCUGCCCUGGAGAGAUACAAACAAAUUAUCCCAUCCAUUACAUUGAGUGGACCAACAUCCUUCGUUCCUAUCAUUAACAAAGCUAUUGAAAUCGUGAAAGAAACUAAACAAUAUCAUAUAUUAGUUAUAAUAUGUGAUGGGUCUGUCAGUGAAAUUGGUCCCAACAGAAGAGCAAUUGAAGAAGCAUCUAAAUAUCCCAUUUCUAUCAUCUGUGUUGGUGUUGGAGAUGGGCCUUUUGACACUAUGGAAUCUUUUGAUGAUCAAGUCAAAAAUGCCAAGUUCGAUAAUUUCAACUUUGUCAACUAUUAUAAGGUGUGUGAGGGCCACGUAGAGAAUCCAGACAUCGCGUUUGCUACGGCUGCACUUUGUGAAGUACCGGAACAAUACGCGUUCAUUAAGCAGUUGGGGUAUCUUGAUGGAUAA
This is a messenger RNA of Entamoeba invadens IP1, 792 nucleotides long. RefSeq names its product copine, putative. The coding region runs from base 1 to 792 and encodes 263 amino acids. The transcript has 2 exons. The record is from RefSeq and is a predicted model, not a curated record. NCBI's taxonomy places the organism in Eukaryota, Evosea, Mastigamoebida, Endamoebidae.